Messenger RNA from Tarenaya hassleriana, 1534 nucleotides. Its product is annotated as NAC domain-containing protein 37. The transcript is spliced from 4 exons. Gene Ontology annotation, biological process: regulation of DNA-templated transcription. Bases 242 to 1336 code for a protein of 364 amino acids. The record is from RefSeq and is a predicted model, not a curated record. Gene Ontology annotation, molecular function: DNA binding. Lineage: Eukaryota; Viridiplantae; Streptophyta; Magnoliopsida; Brassicales; Cleomaceae.
CACAUUCCUUUCUCUCUUUUUUUUUUUUUAUAUUCUCCAUAGAUAGGAUAAUAAUAUCAUAUCUCUCUUCCUUCUUCUUCUUGCCCCGAGAAACAAAAACUAAGUUUCUAUAAUCUCUCCCCGAUCCGAUCUCGACCGUCUCUCUUUUUCUCAAGCAGAUCUUUCCUUCUUGAUUUCUCACCGACCCAUAUCUUGUUUACGCUGUUCAUGAUCUUCUCUUGUAACACAAAAGUUGGAAUCAAUGGAGUCAUGCAGUGUUCCUCCUGGAUUCAGGUUCCAUCCUACGGACGAAGAGCUAGUGGGAUACUAUCUAAGGAAAAAAGUCGCAUCGCAAAAGAUCGACCUUGACGUUAUCAGAGACAUCGAUCUCUACAGAAUCGAACCAUGGGAUCUACAAGAGAGAUGCAGGAUUGGGUACGAGGAACAAAACGAAUGGUACUUCUUCAGCCACAAGGACAAGAAGUAUCCGACGGGGACGAGGACUAACAGAGCUACGAUGGCUGGAUUCUGGAAAGCCACCGGUCGAGACAAGACUGUUUACGACAAAACUAAACUCAUCGGAAUGAGGAAAACCCUCGUGUUCUACAGAGGACGAGCCCCAAACGGCCAGAAGACCGAUUGGAUCAUGCAUGAGUAUCGGCUCCCGCCCGCCGAGAACGCACCCCCUCAGGAAGAAGGGUGGGUGGUCUGCAGAGCAUUCAAGAAGAAGGCAAAUGGGCAAGCCAAGAACAUGGAAACUUGGGGCACAAGUUACUUCUACGGCGAUGUAACAAGCGGAGGGAUGGAUCCAAUUCACCACAUAUGCAUAUCCAAUCGGCAACAAAAUCUUUUAGGACAGAGUUUCAUGUGCAAGCAAGAACUAGAAAGAUCGGCCGACGGUCCAAACUUCACGAUCAAGAACGACCAGUUCAUCGAGCUCCCUCAGCUUCAGAGCCCUUCACCCCCUCUGGUGAAAAGGCCGGCGAGCUCAAUGUCUGUAACAUCAGACCAUAGUAGCUACAAAAGCCGAGAAGACAUGGACGGCAGCUUCAACGCUCUAAUUAACGAUAAGAACAAGAGGAAGAAGGAGGAGGAGCAAGUGACUGCUGAUUGGAGAACACUUGAUAAAUUUGUUGCAUCUCAGCUCAUGAGCCAAGAAUCAGACGGAAUCUCGGGAUUUGGAGUUCAGAAUCGAGGAAACGAUAUCGAAAGCAACAGCGAUCAUAUUGACAAAAAUGAGAUGGGGACGAUGGCUACGUCUUUAAUGGAGAGCGAGAGAGAUGAAGAGAACAUGUUCAUCAAUGGGUUACUGAGUUCUAGCUCCGACUGCGAGAUUGGGAUUUGCGUGUUCGAUUAAUUAAUAUUACUCUUGCAGUUUGGGGAAGGAGCUGAAGCGACGAAGCGACGAUUGUUGGUGGUACGUCGCUGCUUAUUACGAUAUUCAUAUUAUAACUACACAAUAUAUAUACAUAUAUGUACUAGCUAGCUUUUCAUACAUAUAAAUCGAUCGAUCGAUGAUAAUAUAAAUAAAACAUAUAUAUUUAUAUAUACUUGU